This is a messenger RNA of Penicillium samsonianum, 3893 nucleotides long. RefSeq lists its product as uncharacterized. Lineage: Eukaryota; Fungi; Ascomycota; Eurotiomycetes; Eurotiales; Aspergillaceae. The coding region runs from base 61 to 3153 and encodes 1030 amino acids. The transcript is spliced from 2 exons. The record is from RefSeq and is a predicted model, not a curated record.
UGUUUACCAGGACAUCGUAUUUAUUUAGAGGAUGCAAUAAUCGCAUCCUCAUUGGUUCUGAUGUCUUUCAUAUUUGGCCGACGUCGUUCCUCAGACGCAGCUUCUACUGCUCACGAUGAGCCCGAGGCACUCAAACGAUCAUCAUCGCAUCGCCAUAUCCCCGACUCUCACCAAGAUGACCAUACCAACAACGGGGGAUUCCGAAGUUUAUUUCGAAGGCACAGCGGUAGUUCAGACAUACCUUCUCCAAUCGCAACACAAGAAAAAGAAAAGUCAAGUUCAAUUGAGGCGAGCACGCCAUCCAAAUCAGGACGAGGGAGUAGUGGCCGACAAAAUGACAGCAAAAACCCCCGUGGCUCCCCUAGGCGCGACUCGCCCGCAGCAGGAGAACACUGUGAGCCAGCGCAACCUGGAAAUAUCUAUGAUUAUCUCGAAUCCAAAUUGGAGAUGGUGGGCAAACCAAAAGACAACUCGCCUGGUACCAACCCCAGCCCACCAGAAGAAUCAAAUCUCACAGCGAAAGAUAUCAAGGCAAUGUUGUCUGGGGCACCUCACUUUUUUCUGGAGAAAGGCAAGAAUCGUCUAUGGUAUCCCCAGGUGAUAUUCCCCUGGGAUGAGCAGAACCCGGUAAUCCAACAUAUGUGGGAUCGCAAGCCAUUGCCCCAUGCAUCCUUUACUCUGAGCACACUUCACGCUCAUCUACCGCUCCCAGACGACUGGGCUGUCAAAGGUGGCGUUCCGAUCGAAGUCCUUGACUGGCGCCGAAUAGACGGUAUCAACAGGGCAACGUUUGACGUCGGGAUCUUCGAAGUACCCAACAUGCUGUCCAACAAUGGCAAAGAACCCGGCACCAUCGGUUUCCGGCACUUUCUUGAAUUGCCUGUGGCUGACUCGAUCCGAUACACUGGCCCCGAAAAGCCAAGGAACCCUCCAUAUUUACAACAAGUCCCAACCAUGGCGGCAAGCGCGGCGUACGAUUUAAUGGAGGGAUAUACCAAACCGUAUUCACAAUGCCAAAGUGGUGCCGUGUACGAUCGACACAGACUCAUCUGCCAAGGCCCCGAGGCCUGGAAGCGCAUUGGAGUACGUGAUAUCAACAUGCGAUCUCUCGUGCAACGCUUAGAAUAUCUGUGCAAGUUACGACAUGACAUCCUCACAGAGGGAUCGACGAAGACAAUCCUGGAUAUUGAAAGUCCGCGUGAGUUGCACGAAAUUUUACACUCCCAGUUCCUUCACCCUCGCCCUCCACCUACCGGCAUCAUAGAAGGUCAUCCACAAAGCGUCAAAUCCCAGAUCAAAACUUUGGCAAUCGUGCUGGCCACCCCAGGAGCAUGGAUCAAUUUCAGUCUUCCCGAAUGGCGCUUUCGGGCAGGACAGGUCCUAUGGGAGGCAUCCCUGCAUGGUGAUGGGGACUGUCUGGACCCCGAUUCAAGUACUGAGAAAGUGCCGCGGGAUGUUUUGAUCAAGUCCGGGAUGGAACGAAAGUGGUUGCUGAUUCAGAUGCUCCUCUCUGCUGAGUUGCUUCUGCGCUUGGAUGCGUUCGUUCGAGUUGGCAUGUUGCAUGAUCCACACGGUGGUCAUAUCACGAUACAUGAGCUUGCGCAAUUCGAAAAAUUGCGAGAAGGCAAGCUAAAUUGGGAUCUGGUUGUUGUACGCCGGUUCCUCGACAGUCUCAAUAUCACUUGCCCGUCGCCGCAAUCAGAGCCAUAUCCGGGUGGCUCACGGCCAAAACUCUUCGCCACCAAGUCGCAUGAGAAACGCCAUCGCUUUUCCCUACUUGAAAGCAUCACUCGGCGUGGCUCGCCUCCUGUUGCGGAUCUACCGUCUGCCUGGAACUGUGAACUGAGCUCUUCGCACGUUCGACAGCAGCUGGAGGGUCUGUAUGUCUUCGCAGAAAACAUUGGAUGGCCAAAAUUGGCUGCACUGAAAGCUACCAUGGAGCUUAAACUUGGAGACCCUAACAAUCCGGUUCUACCAGUCUUAGUCGUCGAUGGGAGGUGGGGACGGGAAAAAAUAUCCAAGGAAAUAUUACUGGCCAAGGAGGAUAUGUACACACGAAACCCCUGCCGCCGACGCGUCAAGCUUUGUAGCUCUGGCGAUCCACAGUCAAAAACUUUAGGCUGGAUCUCGCGUUCCUGGCUCUCCGGGUUCGUGAUACCUGGAGAGGGGAUCAGUCACCUUCUCAUGGCGACGCUCCUUGAGAACGACGCAGAUGCACUGGAUCAACUGGGCUCAUUUGCCAACCUCUAUGGAGGGUUCGUCUACGGCGAACGGAGUUGGUGGAGCAAAGCAUGCGUUGUCGGACGUGUCUUGUCUAGUUCAGCGGGAGCUAAGACAUGCAUGGGAUGGAUCAGCAGCGACAUGAUGCCCCGCGACGCGAUUACGCAGGAAAAAUUUAAAUGUGGAUGGCUUGAACUCCCAGUUGAAGAGGUUCCGCAGAUCUCGAGCAGGCCUCGAAUCAAGCACGGAGUCAAGCUUGCGUUGGAAUCGACACCGCUAGGCAUGGGAGAUAUCACAGCAGAGGCCUUUACACUCCCAACGGAUAAUCCAGAGCCAAGUGCAACAUCUAGUGUGAAGAUCGAAGGGUUGACUCUGUCUGUCGAUGAUUACAGGCCUCCCAACGGGAACGGCAUUACAACUGCUCAGGCAUCCAUGUCGUUCUCGAUCGCAGGCGCAGAUAGUGCUGGAGUUUCAACUACGGUUUGUUUCCCCCUCAAAUAUAAUGUGCGCUUUGUCUCCGCCCAUGAGUGCUGUCCACCGUUGGGGGUCGCUUCUCACAAGCCAUCCGACCGCGAGAAAAUUGAAACCCAACAGCCUACGAGACCUGUGUCCAAGUACACACGUCUACCAGGCCAUCCUCUGCACAUCUCUUAUCGAUACAAGUAUGUUUCCUUGGACUCCCUUUCCAAUACCCCGGCGCCGCAAUCGACAUCGUCGCAAGGUCCAGAGGCAGCUCAAGCUCCAGAGAUUAUUGUCAUCGACGCGCGGGGCAACAGAGACAGGGAAACCUUCGCUCGGGCGUGGUGUGCUGCUGUUGGGUGCCAUGCGAUAAUAAGUCGGUCCGGGGGAACUCGUGUGACAUGUUGUGUCGCGUGUUCAAUAAGGCAAGCGAGAGCCAUUGACGCAAUGGUUGUGGUACGUGUGGGCGAAUGAGGUGGCAUUUUGCAAAUGAAUACAACAUGGUUGGUCGCGCAUGCUGCUACUUCUGGAGGCCGAGGCCGAGUUCGGGGAUUGUCUGGCGUAAUGGAGCCCGAAACACGAAGGGCCAUAAUCGCGCAAACCGGGGCAUUGUCUCCAUGAUUGAGUACAAUAUAGAAAUAAGUCCACGGAUAUUGGCCCCUUUUUGGGACCGGAAAAGCCUUUGGUGGCUUCAACGGGUUUUUCUCUCCGGAGAAGCCGUGGGGAGGGCGGAAUCCAAGCCUAUCGAGAAGGGGGGAAAACGCCCUCUGCACCAUCGGAGAAACGCAAGUUAGAAAUCAGUGAAUACCACCUUCCUCUUCUCCAUCAGCUGAAAACAAAAAAAAAUAAAAAAAUAAAAACGCCGCAAAUCAUGAUAGGGGCAAAAUGGAGAGAGGAAUGGGUUUUCUCUUGGGAGGACGCGUAAGGCAGGUUGCAGGUUAAAAAGGGUGACCCUCCCCCUUGAGGGAACCGAUGACCGAAUGAAGUCAAGGGCCCCGAAGAUGGUGAAACAGCCGGACCAAAGCUGAGGGGCCAGUGAGAUCUCUGUAUUGCUGGCCCACAGGGAGAUCUCCGAUCUCAUACAAUGGCACUCUGUACUACGGAGUACGAAGUACGGAGUUCUGUUACUAUAUAUAUUGUAGCCUGGAGGGUGUAGGGGAAGUGUACUUUCGGGUUUGAGGUAAAACCCUAAUUGUACUAUAUUACUAUAUUGC